This is a messenger RNA of Vigna radiata var. radiata (mung bean), 1080 nucleotides long. Its product is annotated as peptide methionine sulfoxide reductase B1, chloroplastic. Gene Ontology annotation, molecular function: peptide-methionine (R)-S-oxide reductase activity. Gene Ontology annotation, biological process: protein repair; response to oxidative stress. Gene Ontology annotation, cellular component: cytoplasm. Bases 147 to 803 code for a protein of 218 amino acids. The transcript has 6 exons. NCBI's taxonomy places the organism in Eukaryota, Viridiplantae, Streptophyta, Magnoliopsida, Fabales, Fabaceae. The record is from RefSeq and is a predicted model, not a curated record.
AAAUCAAGCCUUAGGAAAUUGAGGCAUCAAAUUCCAUAUAUUCAAUAUUUGGUAAUGUGGCACCAAAUCGAACCACUAACAGUACCAUGAUGUUCUGUAUUUGUUUAAGGAGGGUCAUUAACUCUGUGUGUUGGAGUGGUUUAUGAAUGAUGAUGGCUUCUCAAAGUUUGAGUUUACCAACAGCACACGUUACUUGCAACCGGAUAAUUCAGAAGCUCGAUUCCAAGGUUUUGUUGUGGCCAUCACCUCUUCAUACCAAACCCACAAGAAUUUCUUCCUCGAUUCGGGCAAUGGGUUCUUCUGCCUCUUCCCAGUCACAGCACGCAGACAACAUUCAAUCUGAAGCAGGAACUGGCACUAUUGACUAUAAAUCUUUGAGUGAUGAAGAGUGGAAGAAGCGGCUCACAAAAGAGCAAUUCUAUAUUACUCGUGAGAAAGGAACUGAAAGAGCCUUCACUGGGGUACUUGUAAGGGAAACCCACUCUCAACACACACACAAAAAUCAACAGGAGUAUUGGAAUACUAAAACCCCAGGAAUUUACCACUGCAUAUGUUGUGACACGCCAUUAUUCGAAUCAUCUACUAAGUUCAAUAGUGGAACUGGGUGGCCAUCCUAUUACGAGCCUCUGGGCAACAAUGUGAAAUCAAAAUUGGAUUUGUCAAUUAUUUUCAUGCCUCGCCAGGAGGUUCUCUGUGCUGCUUGUGAUGCGCAUCUUGGACAUGUGUUUGAUGAUGGUCCUCCACCCACAAGAAAACGUUACUGUAUCAACAGUGUCGCCCUUAAGCUCAAACCAAGGCAGUAGAUAGUGAAAUAACUGUCAUUCACAAGAUGUAAGAAUUUAAGAGACUGACUGUUGAGAAAUUGUAAAUGAUCUAUAUCUUAUAUUUUGUGCUGUUUUUCUUACUUGGGAGGGCAAUGAAAAUUGUCCUCCACUGGUGAUAUAUCAAACACAAUAUUUAGAAUGUAGAAGCACGAUUACUAUAGUGAAGACUCAAAUUCUCAUACUAAUGAACCUCUUGAAGUGUCAGCAUGAACUUACUAUUGUUUUCUGACACUGUUAUAGCUUUUACUCCAGAGGA